AAACCCUUGGUAUAAAGAGGUAAAAAAGCAAAGAAACAUAAAAAAAAACAAGAAACGAAAACAGAACAGGGGAAUUCAGAGAGAAAGUCAAUCAACCCCACAACACAAAUAAUGACAGCCAACAACAUAAUCCCACCCAAUUUAAUUUAACCAAUUUAACCCUUCAACCAGUAGACCAUACAGCAGCAGGUCGAUCAUGAAUCCCUGCAAGGAUGAGGCAAAGUUCGAACACAGCAAACAAAACAAAGAUCCAGAAAUCGCAGAAAAUUUGUGGCUUGUGUUCUCUGUCGUUCUUCCCUUUGUGUGCACGCCGUCAAGCUUCGUUCUUCCUUGUGUUCGCCGUGAAGGCGUUUUCUUCCAUGUCUUCGCCGUUCAGCCGUAUUCCCUAUUCUUCCAUUUUUGUUCGCCGUCUACUGGGACAGAUUUGGGGAUUCCUCAAACCCAAAUCCUUCGAAUCCUAACUGGAACCUUUCUAGGGAGCCCCAAUCCACGAACCCGAUGCAGAUUCAGUAAAUUGCCCACAAAAACAGCAACGUAUUAAUCACAAUUCGAAAACCAGAGGCGAAGGGAAGAACAGAACGUAUCCGGAAGGUGAGGUGAAAUGGGAAGAAGAGAAGGAACCCUAAAACCAGAGGCAGAAUGAAAAGAAGGUGAAAAAGGUGAAACAUGAUGAACAUCUCUGAAACAAGGUGAAAGAAGGUAAAAAUAUUAAUCUCAUUCAACAUCCAGUUUUUUCACCUAUCUAUCAUAAGGGCUGAAUUCAAAAAAUAGAAGGUACUGGGGUUAGUUUAUAAUUACAAUAAAUCUACAAGGUUGAUUCAGAGUUUCAAGAAAUUCACGAUAUUAUUAAUAGAUAAUCCAAGUGUAAUUUUGUUAGUGGUACAUAUCACUCCUGUAUUUGAUCCAUAAAUUUUUUGCUUGUACCAGAAGAAAUGUCAUUUAAUCCAAUCUAAACUAAAAAUCUGACCAAAGUGGUUGAGAUUUGAAUUUAUAGAUGACAAAAUAUGGGUAGUGGGUAGUGGGUAGCUGAGAUAUUGCACCAGAGUUUUAUACUUGUUACUGCCGGGCAACAUAACCAGAAAGAAGAUAAGGGAAAGCAAUAUGGAUACGACACCUUUGCGGCCAAACACAUGCUACCUUCUUUGACAUGUAACUUGCUACAAAAUCAUGAAAAUCACACAAGUUUGCCCUGUUUCACCAGCUUCAGCUUCAGGAUCACAAAAAUCACUUCCCCUCACCUUCUUUGACAUCCUCUGGUUAAGGUUACCCCCUGUUCAACGCAUCUUCUUCUAUGAAUUCCCUCAUCCAACCCAUCUCUUCUUCAAUACCCUUCUCCCUAAGCUCAAACAAUCACUCUCUCUUGCACUUGGCCACUUUUUCCCUCUCGCUGGCACCCUCACUUGGCCUCAUGAAUCCAACAAACCCAUCAUCAAGUCCACCAUUGAUGACAGUGUUUCACUCACUGUAGCUGAAUCUGAUGUUGAUUUCAAUCAUCUUUCAGGUACCCAUCAGUGUGAAGCCACAGAGAGUCACCAUCUUUUAUCCAACCUUACCAUAUCAGAUGAAAAAGCUUCAGUCUUGGCCCUUCAGGUCACUCUGUUUCCAAACUCUGGACUUUCCAUUGGAAUCACCUCACACCAUGUUGUUCUAGAUGGUAGAACUUCAACAAACUUUGUCAAAUCAUGGGCUUAUCUAUGCAGCAAGCUUGGAGAAUCAUCAUCAGCAUGUGAUUUGCCUCCUGAAUUGAUUCCUUUCUAUGACAGGGGAAUAAUCAAGGAUCCAUGUGAAUUGGAUACAAAAUAUGUCAAUGAUUGGUUGAAGCAGGGUGGACCCGACAACAGAAGCCUCAUGAUUUGGGAUCUGCAAGUUCCAGAAGGUUCAAGUAGAGGCUUGUUUCAUCUUUCUCGCUCAGAUAUUGACAAGAUCAAGCAAUUAGUACUGUCCAAGCAGAAAGGAGAGAAGAAGAAGAAGAAUCUUCACUUGUCAAGUUAUGUAUGUUCUGUUGCAUAUGCCUGGGUUUGCAAAGUGAAAGCAGAGGAAAUUGAGAACAAGUAUGUGAUGUUGGGUUUGAACAUUGACGGCAGGCACCACUUAGAGCCACCUCUUCCUCCAACAUAUUUUGGAAACUGCACUGGGCUAAGGCUUGCAAUUGCUGAAACAAGAGAGAUAGUGGGAGAAAAUGGAAUGGUUGUGGCUGUGGAAGUGCUGAAUGAGGCUUUGGAAACUCUGAAGGAUGGGGUGUUGAGUGGAGCAGAGAAUUGGUCAUCAUGGUUGCUUGAUGGGCUUGUUCAUUUUGAUGUGAAGACAAUUGGGGUUGCUGGGUCACCAAGGUUUGAGGUUUACAGCACUGAUUUUGGAUGGGGAAGACCAAAGAAGGUGGAGAUGGCAUCUAUAGAUAAAACUGCAGCAUUUUGUCUUUCAGAUAGCAAAAAUGGUGAUGGAAUUGAGAUAGGUUUUGUGUCCAAGAAAGAAGCAAUGGAGGCCUUUACUUCUCUCUUUGUCAAGGGCCUUGCAUAGUUGCAUCUUGAUUCCCCGCAUGUGUGCAGGUAGAUUCAGUUGCUUUGCAGAAGUGGAAUUUCUGUAGCUUUUCAUAUGACAGGUUCUUUUUUUUCUAAUGUUUUCUUCAUGUGGAAUAAUUCAGCAAUUUCGGUACCGAAAAUGAUUAGUGUAGCAGAAAUCUGUAGACACCCGAGUGAUAAAGGAAGAGAAGAUAGAGAAUUAAUGAAUGUGAUUGAUGAAGUCGUAUGAUAAGAAAAGAGAAAUACAGAGAAAAAUGAGAGGUUUGUUA
Lotus japonicus is the source of this 2788-nucleotide messenger RNA. RefSeq names its product phenolic glucoside malonyltransferase 1-like. Lineage: Eukaryota; Viridiplantae; Streptophyta; Magnoliopsida; Fabales; Fabaceae. The coding region runs from base 1168 to 2517 and encodes 449 amino acids. The transcript has 2 exons. The record is from RefSeq and is a predicted model, not a curated record.